Suillus discolor is the source of this 513-nucleotide messenger RNA. RefSeq lists its product as uncharacterized. The record is from RefSeq and is a predicted model, not a curated record. Lineage: Eukaryota; Fungi; Basidiomycota; Agaricomycetes; Boletales; Suillaceae. The transcript has 3 exons. The coding region runs from base 1 to 513 and encodes 170 amino acids.
AUGUCAACGAUGACCCAAAAACUCAUGUUUACUACUGCUAGCGUGCGGAAUCUUGUUAUUUCCAACCCAACUGACGCACUCUACUAUGAGGUGUUAACUCCUAAGUGGGAGUCGCACCAGACGACAGUGCGCCGACUGGACACUCGCGCAAAUCAAUACGACACUGUCGGUAGCAUCCGAAGCCAGUCUGGCAAACCCGUCGCUGUCAGCAUGUACAACGGAGAGUUCGUAAAUGAGGAGUUAUGGUUACGCAAAAUUGAGGGACAAGGCCGACAGAGUCGAUGGGAAUUUGAUGACGGCGAGGGAAACUAUUUUUCCUGGGUUGUAGCAGGUUCCAAUUUGGAGGUUAGGAAAUGCCUUGAUGAGAGUGGAGCCCAAAGUCCGACCCCCAUAGCAACAUUCUAUCCCCACAGGCGCCACUUCAUGGUGACCAUGGUAUCGCAACAGGCAUUUUUGGAGAUCGAGUCAUCUGUGGUGGAUUCCUUGGAUACAGUACUAGGUGCGAUAUGCUGA